AUGGGACGAGUGAUUGUCAAGAGACAGAUGCCUACUCGCAUAGAUCGAGCACAACCCUAUCGCCGCCGCUACGUUGGUCGUGACAUACCGGAAAUGUGGCACCUCUGGACCUAUGCGAUGAGACGUGGAUGGCAGAACCGGCCUCGAGAAGUGCUGGCACCCAACCUCGACUUCAGCUUCCACCCACUGCGCAUCUGUUUGGACUGUGAGAGACCAGUGAAAGUCACAGAGUAUUGCGACGGAAACUGGGAAAUCAUCAACCGGACAUGUCGCUUCCAUCGCUACGCACCCGACUCAGGCUUGACCAGCGCGAAAGACCACCCCAUGCUGCCUAUCAUGUUCCCCAGCCCAGCUCACACCAAGACCCACCACGUCGGCAGCUGCAUCGUCAACAACACGCCAAUCAUUUCAGCCAACAAUGGCCUUGCUCAAUCAGUCUACUUCUUGCGGUGCACGGGCACUUACGUCAACUCUAUCGGACAAGCAAUCACCGUCGGGAAGAGCAUCCGACGUGCAAAAGUGGGUGAUAUGAAGAGGGUCCCGGUGGUUCGUGCUGGCAUACCUGCCAUUGUGCCCGAGGAGGCCCCCUUUGAGGUUCGGUAUGCCAAUGCCGUCCUCAAUGCAUGGGGCAUGGGUGACGACGAGGCGCUGAAGGACACGGUGAGGUGUCGCAUCACCGGUGGAGGUGAUAGCUUCAAGUGUGGGAUAGGAGGCCGUGGCGUCAAGGCCGGCCAGGUUGGCACGACCGGGGGGGUCGCAACCUGA
Molecule: messenger RNA, 765 nt
Organism: Cladophialophora carrionii CBS 160.54
Lineage: Eukaryota; Fungi; Ascomycota; Eurotiomycetes; Chaetothyriales; Herpotrichiellaceae
Exons: 2
Coding region: 1-765 (254 amino acids)
Source: RefSeq, a predicted model, not a curated record